This is a messenger RNA of Lytechinus variegatus (green sea urchin), 1520 nucleotides long. Its product is annotated as heparan sulfate glucosamine 3-O-sulfotransferase 1-like. The transcript is spliced from 2 exons. The record is from RefSeq and is a predicted model, not a curated record. NCBI's taxonomy places the organism in Eukaryota, Metazoa, Echinodermata, Echinoidea, Temnopleuroida, Toxopneustidae. Gene Ontology annotation, molecular function: [heparan sulfate]-glucosamine 3-sulfotransferase activity. The coding region runs from base 217 to 1437 and encodes 406 amino acids.
AUGUUUUUUAUGUUUGCAAUUUUUAAUCACUUGAACGAUACUGUUCAAGGGCUUCAUACUCAUAUAGGCGAACAUCCUGUAAGCAGAGAAUAUCUGCUUCGAUGCAUCCGAGGACCGUUCCUAUUUCAAGACUGAGGAGCAGAUACAACAGACUCUUGUGGUGGCAGUUCAAUAUACGAAGCAAAGGUAUUUAGAAAGCUCUCUGUCUCAACCAUCAUGACCAUGAAAAUGCACAUUAGAAGACCAUCGGGAACUACAGCCAUUAAAAUCCUGCUGGCGGUGGCCAUCAGUGGUUUCCUGAUGCUAGGAAUCUUCACAGGGGAAAUGCGGUUUCUGUCGGUGAUUAAAUCCUGUGCAAGGUUCCAAAAGUGCCCUUUUGAGCAUUAUGCCAACAGCGCUAUCCGGGUUCAGCCGCAGUAUGCCAUCAGAACUUCUGCUUCUGCCCCAGGCAGCAGGAUCAAAGGGAUCAUAUCUCCAAGAAGACCCAUGUACAUGCAGCUCAGGGAAGAGCUUGGUGAUGUGUGCGAGGAGGGUGAUAUUGAUCGUGGAUGCUACUGCCGGAAAGGGUUGAAUAUAUAUCCCCCAGGAAUCAAGCUUUUGAACGAAGACAUUCUGAGGAUGAGAGGAUGCAAGAAACGUAGGCCCGAUGUCAUCAUUCCAGGCUCCAUGAAGAGUGGCACCACGGCUCUCAAGGCAUAUCUGGAAAUCCAUCCAGCUAUUUCAUUCCCACUUACAGAACUGCAUUUCGCCAAUCGUCAUCUUAUAUACGAUGCAUACGCGGAUGUCAUGCCGUAUUCCACCCCCGAUCAGAUUGCAAUAGAAAAAACUGCUGGGUAUUUCAUCAGGAUACCAAUUGCAAAAAGACUACGGAAGGCAAUGCCUGAUACCAAGUUCAUCAUCAUUCUCCGUGAACCCAUAAACCGUGCAGUGUCAAACUAUAUGCAUAUGGUAGCUCGUAAUGAAUAUCAUGAGAUACAUAUCAACGAAAAUACUAGUGCUCCACAGUAUGAGAUUAAAUCCACCUUUCGUGAGUCGGUCCUCUUUCCGAAUGGAAGACUCAAGGUUGCUAAUCGUCUCCUUGAUUCGAGCCGCUAUGUCAAAUACCUAGCACAGUGGUACAACAUCUUUCCUAGAGAACAGAUCCUUAUCUUGGACGGGGAAGAGUUUAUUAAGGAUCCCACCCCAGUUCUCCAACAGGUCGAGGAAUUUCUGGGGAUCGAUCGCUACUUUGAUGAUACAAAGUUUUAUUUCAACGAGACGAAAGGUUUUAUCUGUCUUCGAGAUCCUUUUGAGAUGUGUAUGCGAAGUAACAAGGGGAGACAACAUGAGUUCGUCAGUGAUGACCUGAUGAAAAAGCUACAAGACCACUUUAGACCAUUUAAUAGACAGCUUGUAAAGGUCCUUGGACGAGAACUUAGUUGGACGAAAGCUUAUUGAAAUUAUGUAUUAUACAGUGCGUAUCAAAAAAGUUUACACUUAUAAAAAAUCCUGUAAUAUUAUACAUUUGUAUUAUCCUGAAG